Molecule: messenger RNA, 681 nt
Organism: Rhododendron vialii
Lineage: Eukaryota; Viridiplantae; Streptophyta; Magnoliopsida; Ericales; Ericaceae
Exons: 2
Coding region: 1-681 (226 amino acids)
Source: RefSeq, a predicted model, not a curated record
AUGACCAUGUUGGAAGAAGAUCCAAAGACACUACACAAUCCAAAAGACCUAUUGGGUGAGGGAGAAAGACAAAACCCCACUAGGAGCUCCGAGAACGCCCGAGACAAGACAUGGAAGGAAGACAACAGAAACUCUAAAGAAGACAGACGAGCACUGGUGGAGUACAAGAAGGCUCCUUCUCGAAGAAGAAGAAGCAGGAGUAGGAGUCGUACUCCAGGACGAAAAAGAGCUUCUCCGCAAAAACAAAGAAGCAGGAGUCGAAGCCAAAGACCAAAGUGGCGAAGGGCUUCUUCACGAAGAAGGAGAAGCAGGAGCCGGAGUCCUACCCCCGAGGAAGGAGGGACCAGGAAGCACCAUAAGGAUGAGUACGAGAGACCUGAUUCUGAUUGGGAAAAGAAUGGGGCUCACAAGACGAAGGGACGUGAGGACAGAACCAUGACUGCACGAGAAGUAGCACGGAAGGCCCUCGGCAAUAUAGAAACCUCCCCCUUUACGAGAAAGCUGCAAGAAGCAAGGCUGCCAAGCAGGGUGAAGCAUGGCACGUUCGUCCUUUACAAGACAAAUACAGACCUCGUGGCUCAUGUGCAACACUAUCAACAAGCGAUGUUCAUGCACUAUGGGGACGAUGCCAUUAUGUGCAAGAUGUUCCCAUCUAAUAUGGGGAAGGUGGCAUUGUCUUAG